Molecule: messenger RNA, 2472 nt
Organism: Gossypium arboreum
Lineage: Eukaryota; Viridiplantae; Streptophyta; Magnoliopsida; Malvales; Malvaceae
Product: putative disease resistance protein RGA4
Exons: 2
Coding region: 1-2472 (823 amino acids)
Biological process (GO): defense response to other organism
Molecular function (GO): ADP binding; protein binding
Source: RefSeq, a predicted model, not a curated record
AUGGCUCAAUCCAUUGCAUUCGGAAUUGCCGGAAAAGUAUUGGAGAAACUAGGCAAUGUUGCCUAUGAAGGAAUUUGCUCGGUAUGGGGUGUUCGAAAGGAGUUUGCAAAGCUUAAGGACACGCUAGCUGCUAUCAGAGCUAUGGUCCUGGAUGCUGAACAACAACAGGCUCGUACACAGGAGCUCAGUCUUUGGCUACAAAGGUUCAAAGAUGCUUGCUACGAUGUGGAAGACCUGAUAGACGAGUUCAAGAUCGAAGCAUUUAGGAGGCAAGUCCUGGAACGGGGAAGCACUAAAAGGAAGGUACGCCAUUUCUUUUCUGGCUCAAACCCUUUGGCAUUUCGCUUUAGGAUGGGCUAUAAGAUCAAAAAGGCAAACGAGAUGUUGAAUGAGAUUGCAACUAGCAUGGCCAAGUUUCGUCUCACUCAAAAACAUGAAACUAAUGUCAUACAUCGUGAGAGGGAAACCUACUCUUUUGUUAAGACAUCUAGUGUCAUCGGUCGAGAUGAAGCUAAACAAGACCUAGUAAACAUCUUAAUGAAUCCAACUGAUGAGAACGAUAUCCCUGUCCGUCCCAUAGUUGGGAUCGGAGGUAUUGGGAAAACAACCCUUGCCCAAUUGGUGUUUAAUGAGGAGAGUGUGAAGUCGCAUUUUGAAUUGAGAAUCUGGGUGUGUGUUACAGAGGAUUUUGACAUCAAACAACUGAUGAUAAAAAUCAUUAAAUCUGCCACUGAUGAUGUCUGGAACGACGAUAACAAGAAAUGGCGUGAGCUGAAAGAUUUGUUGUGUGGGGGAGCCCAAGGGAGUAGAAUAAUUGUCACAACUCGUAGCCUCGAUGUGGCUACAAUCACAGGCACAAUCCCUCGAUAUGAUUUAGAGCAUCUUUCUUAUGAGAAUUGUCUAUCAUUGUUUCUUAAACUUGCCUUUAUAGAAGGUGAAGAGAAACAACAUGACAAUCUUGUUAAAAUCGGGGAAGGAAUUGUUCAAAAAUGCAAAGGGGUUGCUUUGGCCGUGAAGACUUUAGGCAGCCUACUCCGUUCAACCAGGGUACAACAUGAGUGGGAGGUUGUGAGAGAUAGUGAACUAGUGAAGUUGAAACAGAAGGAAAAUGACAUCUUGCCUGCUUUAAAACUAAGUUAUGAUCAUUUGCCCUGGUAUUUAAAGCAAUGUUUUGCCUUUUGUUCAGUUUUUCCAAAAGAUUUUGAAUUCGGUCAUCACCGUUUGACCCAAUUGUGGUUGGCAAAUGGCUUUUUGCAAUCACCAUACGAAAAUGAAGAGCCAGAAGAUAUUGGGAAUCGGUAUAUACAAGAGUUACUAUCAAGAUCUUUCUUCCAACAAUAUGAAGAUUACCUUUUAUUUACCAAAUUUAAAAUGCAUGAUUUAGUACAUGAUCUUGCAUUAUCAGUGGCGCAAAAUGAGGUGAAUUCAUGUAACCAUUAUUCGACUGGGAAUGUUCGACAUUUAUGGUUUGAUCUAUCAAAGCAAGAUGCUUCCCAAUUACCAAAUAACUUGGGUUGUCUGCAGUCACUUUUCUUAUUUGAUGAAGAAGGCAAGGCUGAUAGCGAAUCUCUUAUUGCAGAAGUCAUCUCAAGGUCUAAACAUUUGAGGGUGUUAGAUUUGGCUAGCUGCAGUUUAGAGCAAUUGCCAAACAACAUACGUUAUUUUAAGCGGUUGAGAUAUUUGAGCCUAGCCUACGAUGGAAAUAUAAAAAGGCUUCCAAAUUCCAUUUGCAAUUUGCCGAGUUUGGAAACACUUGACCUUGUUGGAUGUAGGGUAAUUGAAGAAUUACCAAAAGACAUAAGGUACCUGAUUAGCCUUAGAUCAUUAACGGUAACAACAAAACAGACGCGUUUGCAAGAGAAUGGAAUAUCGUGCCUAACUUCUCUUCGAAGGUUGAUCUUUUCUGAAUGUGAAAAUUUAGAAAAAUUGUUUGAAGACAUUCAAAACCUAACAGCUCUCCGAGAAUUGUACAUACAUGAAUGCCACAACUUGGUUUCAUUGCCACAAGGUUUAAAAUACCUAACUGCAUUAGAACUUUUGGUAAUUUGGAAUUGUGAAAAGCUUGAUCUCAUUAUGGAGGAGUUGGAACUUGAGAGGGAAGAAGGUGGUAGCCUUAGAAAAUUGGCAGUCAGAGGAGUGCCAAAGCUGGAGUCACUACCCCAAUGGAUUCUUCUAGGAUCCAUCAAAACUUUGCAGCACUUGUACAUCAGCAACUUGAAUAAUCUCUGGACGUUACCAACAUGGUUCCAACAUUUCACAUCCCUUCAAAAUCUUUACAUUAUAAAUUGCCCAAAACUGUCGUGUCUAUCAGAAGGGAUGCAACACCUCACUGCACUCAAAAGAUUAAGGAUUGGAGAGUGUCCAAAAUUAAACAAAAGAUGCAUUGAAGAAACCGGUGAAGACUGGCCUAAGAUUGCUCAUGUCCCUGACUUUUAUUGUGGUGACUUCGAGACAACAACAAAUGACAAAUAG